UAUUAUGAUUGGUAUAUUUAUUUUUAUAUGAAAAUUUUUAUUGAUUUAAUAAAUAAAAUGAAGUUCAAUAAUUAAUUCUUAAAAAAUUUAAUUAAAUCAAUUAAACCAAAAUAAAAAGUUGUUGUCUCAAAGAGCCCAAGCUCCAAGCGGACCAGCCCAACUCUCUGCGCAGGUGACCCGCAACUCGUACUCUGGUUUCGCGCACUACGAACACUCUGACUCAGUCAUCUCCUUCGAAAAAUACCCUCUCUCUCUCACUGUCUCCACGCCGAAGCUCCACCUUCUCUUUCUCCCUGUCUCUCUUGGCAAGUGACCUGAAAUCACUAUCUCGCCAAAGCUUCAUUCCCUUACCUCAAAUCUGCAGCCCCUUUCUUUUUCUCGGCAUUAUUGCACCUUCACCGUAAUCCGCCAAUUAUAUUUAUCUUCUCUCUUGGAAAACCUGAGAGCCAAACAGACUGAGCACCUAAAUCUCCACUCUCUUUCCAUCAUCUAACAGAAUCAAGGUUGCAAGAAGAAACGGAGUGUUAGGUUGUUCCGAAAGAAACACGGCUAUCUUAUAGUCCUACUUGCAUUCAGCUUCCUUGCUUGGAGGAUAACAGCACCUUGUUCUAGCGUCAGCUGGGCUGCGAGUGUAAGGGUAGCAAGACAAGUAAGAAAAGUAAAUAUGGGGCAGCCAGACACUUCUGGGGACUUGUCAUCAGAGAUGGAAGUGGAUGCUUUCAGGCGCCUCUUCCCUCUUCGCUUCUUUGAGAGUCAUCUAUCGGAAUCUGUACGUCGUGGCAGGCCACUUGGAAAAGCUAGAGAGACCACCAUAGCUCUUGGGCUUGUUGCAUCUGCUAAUGGCUCAGCACUCGCAAAGAUUGGUUCCACUACUAUGUUGGCUGCUAUCAAAAUGGAAGUCAUGGCCCCUUCCACAGAGUCCCCAGAUGAGGGCUGCAUAGCUGUUGAUUUCCACAUGCCUCCAAUUUGUUCUCCGAUUGUUAGGCCUGGCCGGCCAGCUGAGGCAGCACCUAUUAUAUCAAAGCAGCUAUCUGACACAAUCUCAAGUUCUGGCAUGAUCAAUCUGAAGGAAUUGUCCUUAGUUAGUGGAAAAGCUGCUUGGAUGGCAUAUUUGGACAUAUACUGUCUGGAUGCAGAUGGUGCUCUUUUUGAUGCUGCAUUACUUUCUGCUGUUGCUGCCUUCUCCCAUUUGCAAAUUCCAAUUGUUUCCCUGAAUGACAAUGGAAAGGUUGUUGUGGUUUCCAAUGAAAAUGGAGGAAUGUUUGAAAAGGAACCAGUUAAUAGGGAGAAGAGAAAGCUCUCCCUGCGCAGCAUCCCUUUCUCAUUAACAUGCAUACUUCACAAGAAUUACAUUCUGGCAGACCCUACAGCAGAGGAAGAGUCAAUCAUGGAAACCCUUGUAACUAUUGUUUUGGAUCAAUCCAGUCAACUCAUUUCUCUUUACAAGCCAGGUGGACCAGUUCUUGGGUUUACAUCUACUAUUCAGGAUUGCAUUGGAUUAACGAAGCAAAGAGUGAAGGAACUUACCGAGAUUUUAGAUGAAGCAAUUUCUGGUAUGGAAGUUGAUUGAGUUUCUCAUAAAUCCUAUGAGAGAUAAUCUUCAUUUUUAGGCCGAGGGUGGGGAAACCUAUUUUGUUUGAGUCUGAGCACUAGGGGUUAGUGCUGGAGUUGCUGGCAUCUUUGAGCACAAUCAAUUAGUAGCACGUUGUAGGACACAAGUAGUUAUACUAUUUUGUUUAUUCUGUCAGAUUUGAUGAUGAUAAUUUUGGCAGAGUUUUGGUUUUUUUAAGGAAGAGAUUUUUGGAUAAUUUUAAAUUUGCUUUUUUCUUGAGGAAAAUUAUUUAGCUUUUAUUUUUAAGAGAGGGGGUUUAAGUGGCAGCAGCAAAAGACCUAAAGUCAGUUUUCUUCAGGGUUAGAUUUUGCCUUACAGGAUCCAUUCUGUUCCAUUCUCCUAUCUUUUUCGUGUUUGAGUUCUAUGUUCGCUCAUGAUAUCUUGCAUUGAUAACAAAGACUUGGCUCGAAGUCAUGCUCAGUCUUGUGACAA
Molecule: messenger RNA, 2044 nt
Organism: Carica papaya (papaya)
Lineage: Eukaryota; Viridiplantae; Streptophyta; Magnoliopsida; Brassicales; Caricaceae
Product: 3'-5'-exoribonuclease family protein
Biological process (GO): exonucleolytic trimming to generate mature 3'-end of 5.8S rRNA from tricistronic rRNA transcript (SSU-rRNA, 5.8S rRNA, LSU-rRNA); nuclear-transcribed mRNA catabolic process, deadenylation-dependent decay; TRAMP-dependent tRNA surveillance pathway
Cellular component (GO): cytoplasmic exosome (RNase complex); nuclear exosome (RNase complex)
Molecular function (GO): mRNA 3'-UTR AU-rich region binding
Source: RefSeq, a predicted model, not a curated record